Cadophora gregata is the source of this 342-nucleotide messenger RNA. RefSeq lists its product as uncharacterized. The record is from RefSeq and is a predicted model, not a curated record. NCBI's taxonomy places the organism in Eukaryota, Fungi, Ascomycota, Leotiomycetes, Helotiales, Ploettnerulaceae. Bases 1 to 342 code for a protein of 113 amino acids. The transcript has a single exon.
AUGCUCUUUGCCUACAUUAUUUCAGAGCAUAAGAGCGCGUACAUCGCAGCAGUCGGCUCUGCACUACAAAUCUCUGGACUUGUUUUCGUGCCAUCAGUCGUCCUGUCUGUUGUCGUUGAUGCUUGGCCAGCGAGCGGUUCGGAGGCUGUUGUGCUCAUCAACGCUGGAAAGAAUGCGGUUGCGUUCGGUAUUACUCUUAGCACACCCAAGUGGCUGAUGAGCGAAGGGUUGGUGAAGAUGUUCUGGGAGAUGGCUGGAAUUCAAUGGGCUGUUCUGUUUUUGGGUAUUCCAUUGUACUUCCUCGGUCCUUGGUUGAGAAGGAAGACGAGCGUCUUUGUUUGA